Molecule: messenger RNA, 862 nt
Organism: Dendroctonus ponderosae (mountain pine beetle)
Lineage: Eukaryota; Metazoa; Arthropoda; Insecta; Coleoptera; Curculionidae
Exons: 3
Coding region: 69-626 (185 amino acids)
Source: RefSeq, a predicted model, not a curated record
AUAUUGACUUUAAAGCUACAGAUUAUAUAAAGAAAGCCACUGCGCCUUAAUCCACAGUUCACAAAGAAAUGAAGUCUGCUUCUACAUUUACGGUGUGCUUCAUAGCGACAGCGCUGUGCUUGGUGGCAGCUCAGCAAUAUGUCCCUAUUCCCAUUUACAUUCCUACUAUUGUGGUGAAUCAGACUGUUCCAGCCAAUCAAAGUCAGUAUAAUGGCACUGGAUAUCGGCCACCAGGUGCCUAUUCUCCCUAUCCAGGCAAUCAAUUCUCCAACUACACCCAGUAUAAUCGCUCCUCUAACAGCUCGUACAAUGGAACCCUGGAUGGGCACCUGUUUGCUGGACAGGUUCAACUGUAUGAUCGAUUGCUUUUUAACCAGGUGUACGUGAAGGAAAAGCGUUGGUGGACAUACAGGGAAAAGAUCAUCGAAUAUCCAUCGGCACUGCCUGCUGGAUACACCCGACACGAAACUAUUUCGGCGAUUCGCAUCUACAAUCAGUUUCUGGAUGGAAAUUCGGCUCGAGCCACAAUUUUGAAAGGCGGCACUGGUUAUCAGUAUGUGAAAAUUCGUCUGGAAUCUAAAUACAACAAAGGCUUCAAAUACUUAGUCCAGAUCUAUGGACACUAAGUUGGCAGCAAUUAAUCAAUGUAUAUCAGUGUUUGACUUUGGUAAUAGUAGAUAAGUGUAGCCAGUUAAUAAAUCGUUUAUUCCGCUGGCUUGUUAGGCACGAUAGAAUGUAACUGAUAAUAUUUAUAUCCGCUGCAAACGGUUUUUAAUGUAAUUGAUGUAGUAACAAUUACUGUUCCAGGAAAUGCUGUUGAAUAUGUUUAGCAUUUCUGGCUUGAAUAAACUGAUGCAUUCUA